This is a messenger RNA of Harmonia axyridis, 1425 nucleotides long. Its product is annotated as jerky protein homolog-like. NCBI's taxonomy places the organism in Eukaryota, Metazoa, Arthropoda, Insecta, Coleoptera, Coccinellidae. Bases 199 to 1425 code for a protein of 408 amino acids. The record is from RefSeq and is a predicted model, not a curated record. Gene Ontology annotation, cellular component: nucleus. Gene Ontology annotation, molecular function: DNA binding. The transcript has a single exon.
CAAAAAAAAAUCGAAAAUUCGAAAGUGGUUCUGCUAGCUUAACGGGGGUAUCUCGUUAGUAUGAACUCGUCGGAAUUAGUCUAUUUUAUUCAAAGGAAUGAAUCGGUUUUCACGAUUUAUCGUCAUUUAUGCAUUGCCGGUUCGCGCUUUCAUUAGUUGUCUCGCAUUCUUCUUCCGAGUAGUACAAUAGCUAAGGAAAUGGUGAAAGUGUGUGGAAAAUCAAGAUGUUUAUCUCUUCAUGAGAAAGCUGAAGUCUUAGAAGACAUCAAUAAAGGCCUGUAUGUUACCUUAUCAGCGAAGAAAUAUGGAAUUGCUAAGUCAACGGUUUGUUCUAUAAAAAACAAAAUAAUACAAAUUCUCGAGAGAGUAGGCAAUACGUUCAGAUUGACCAAAAAAUGUACACUAAAGAAGGCGGAAAUGCCAGAAAUGGAAAUGCAGCUGUAUAGAUGGUUCCUUGCCCAACGAGAAAGAAAUAUGCCGAUUUCUGGAGAAAUGAUCAAACAGAAAGCCUUGAAUUUAUGUGCAAGUUUGAAUAUCUCUGAAUUUAAAGCAAGCAACGGAUGGUUCCAGCGCUUCAAAGAACGUUAUGGUGUAAGAUUCUUGGAAAUAACAGGGGAGAAACUCCCGAGUCAGCCAGAACUCAUUGCUCCUUUUAAAGAAAGAUUGAAGAGAGUCAUUCAAGAACAUGAAUUUAACGAACAUCAGAUAUACAACGCUGAUGAAACAGGAUUGUACUGGCGAUUACUACCAGAUAAAACGUAUGUUUCCCUAGCCGAAAAAUCGGCAUCUGGUUUAAAGAUUUCCAAACAAAGAAUCACAUUUUUAGGCUAUUCAAACGCUUCAGGCUCGCACAAAAUAAAACCUCUGGUUAUUGGAAAAGCGAAAAAUCCGAGAUGUUUCAAGAACUUCAACAAUCCCCUUGUAUACCGAAACAGUAGAAACGCAUGGAUGACGUGUAACAUUUUUAAAAAUUGGUUUUUCCAACAGUUUGUUCCAGAGGUUCGAAACUUCCUGAGAACUCAAAAUCUUCCUGAGAAAGCGCUGCUUCUUUUAGACAAUGCACCCUCCCAUCCAUCGGCUGAGGAAUUGAAAACCAGUGAUGGACAUAUUUUUGUGAUGUUUAUGCCAUCAAAUGUAACGCCUCUUAUUCAACCAAUGGAUCAAAAUGUGCUUAGGCUCACAAAACCUUAUUAUAGGAACCUCCUAAGUUCAAUCAUCACUGGAGAUGAACCGGUAGGAUUUGCCCUCAACAAACUUACACUAAGUGAGGCAAUGAUGAAUUUAGCUGCAGCAUGGAACAAGUUGAGCCCUCAGGUUAUUAAAAAAUGUUGGAAUAAGAUAAUUACCGAGACUGAAAAUGAUCAAAAUCGGCUAGAUGAAGAGAAUUUGCCAAUUAAUCAGUUUUGCAGAAAAAGCUCACUAUGA